This is a messenger RNA of Fusarium subglutinans, 5232 nucleotides long. RefSeq names its product nacht and wd40 domain protein. The record is from RefSeq and is a predicted model, not a curated record. The transcript is spliced from 7 exons. The coding region runs from base 1 to 5232 and encodes 1743 amino acids. Gene Ontology annotation, molecular function: protein binding. Lineage: Eukaryota; Fungi; Ascomycota; Sordariomycetes; Hypocreales; Nectriaceae.
AUGGAGUACUACUUGAGGGGCAUCCCCGCCCGCAUCAAGAGACGACUGAACAAACAUGGUAGGACGCCCACAGAGGAAGGAAAUGCGCCGGAUCUCGUCGAUGAACAUCGUGCGCCGACGAACCAAGUCCAAGCAGACUUGACAAGCCAGCUGACGCCCGAAUUCUCUCACCAAGCUAUGGCCGAACCAUCGAACCAACCAACGGUUCAGUUAACGGACGAAGUACCUGAUCAGUCUGUGUCUGGUUCUUCCCCCCUUGUAGUUGCUCCAACCGAUACAGAGGUGGAGUCUUCAAAUCCAGCCCUCGAGAGCACCGAUGUUCCCUCGGGGUGCAGUCUUUGGCAACAGGCGUACGACAAACUGUGCAAAGAAGAGGACUUCGAGAGUAAACUGCUCCAGUAUGAGAAAUAUGUCCUUACCCAUGCAAACGUUGCUCCCACCGAACAAACACCAGCUACCUCAUACCUCGAAGAAGUUAAAACCAAUCAGAACCUGAUUCAGGAAUGGGUCAGGAAAGAGCUUGACAGCCUCUCAGAGCAACGAGUCGUCAUUAUCAGGCAGGGCAAACAAGUUGUUGUCCGAGACAAGAUUCACCGAGUUAUCAAAUUCAUUGAAAAGCAAAAAGACCUUAUCAAAGCCGGUGUGGCUGCUGAGCCGACAGCUGCUUUAGUCUGGGGUGGUGCGAUGGCAAUAAUACCGUUCCUCCAAAACAUAUUCCAGCAAGAUACAGAUGCUGCCACAGCAUUUGAGGAUAUUUGCUUCCUGACCCUGCAAAGCAGCGUGGUUGAACGCAGGUUGGACGAGUUGCGUCAAGGUGAACAACAGGACUCAGUAACCUCAUCUCUUCUAGAAGGCAUGGAACAGGAGAUUAUCAACCUUUAUGCAACCUCUCUUCGUUUUCAGAUCAGACUUAUAGUCCACUAUCAGAAUGGUUCUCUUGUGCGCAUUGGCCGUGAUGCCGUGCAGGCAGACGCGUGGCAUGAAAUGUUGAAAGAUGCACAAAACGCCAAUGCAAAGAUCGCGGGCGGCUUCACCACCCUCGGAAGCGACAGGACCUUGUCUGAGCUUCCGGCCAUUUCAGACGGUGUCAAGGCUCUUCGUGAGCAGAUGAUGGAAAGCGCAGACGAUACUCGACUUGAACAACUAACGUGCGUUGGUGCCGCCCUCUUCCACUCUCGAGAGGUGGAAGACCACGGUGGUUGCCUCGAGGGAACCCAGGUCGAGACCUUGAAUAUGAUCCAAAGUUGGGUGGAAGAUCCAGAUGCUCCCUUCGUGUUCUGGCUUCAUGGUAUGGCUGGCACGGGCAAGUCCAGUAUUGCUCUGACCGUUGCUCAACGACUUCACAAACGGAAGCCUUUUGCCACUUCAGAACCUCCGCAUUCUUCUAUCGCGCUUGGGGCUACCUGGUUCUUCAAUAGUAACGAUAGGAGACGAAGUUCAGGGGCAAAUCUUGUCACUAGUGUCGCGCGAUGCUUAGCAUUUAGUGUACCCAGACUCAGAAGCCACAUUUCCAAGGCGAUCCAAGACAAUCUCAAUGUCGACAACAAGUCACCUGGUGAGCAGCUUCGCUUGCUCAUCCGAGAUCCCCUCCUAUCUCUUGACGAGGAGUUGUUUUCUCCCAUCCGACUCCUCAUCGUCAUAGACGCUCUUGAUGAGUGUUCGAAUGCCAAAGAGAUUCUUCAGCUUGUUCAGAACCUCAGCCUAGAUAAGACAAAGGUCCAUAUCCGGAUCCUGGUAACUAGCCGGAAAGAGGUCUACAUCUCCAAGUACUUCGUGACGAUUCUUCGAGGCCUCUACCGUUCGGCCCAUCUCGAGAGGAUUGGAAAUCAGAAUUAUGUCAAUCAUAGUCACAGCUUAUACGCUCUAAAGGAAUCCGAGGUGAUCGACAUUGAUGAUAUUUCAAGGUUUCUCAUACACACAUUAUCAGAAAUUGCUAUUGCUCAGGAAUGGCCCAAAGACUGGCUGAACACCGACAAGAUUGAGAGACUGAGGAAGAUGUCAGGGGGACUAUUCCUGUGUGCUUCUGUAGCCUGCCGAUUCCUUGACUAUGAGCUGGAUGACGAAGAUCUCGACGGUCGACUGCAGCUUAUUCUGGACGGCGGCGAUGAGUUCAGAGAGACUGACGGGCACCAAGUCCAGGUAUUCAAGAAGAUUCUGGAGUACCAUUACGUCGGAAGAGACUCUAAAAGGCUGAAGAGAGAGAGACAUAAGGCAGCAGACGAGAUCAGGUCGAUUCUAGGAACCAUGUCUGUUUUGUUUAGGCCGGUGUCCAUCGAUUCACUUGGUCGCUUCAUCUCAAAAGGAAGAAAAGACCUCAAACAGCAAGUCGCCGCAUUUGGCGCCGUGGUCAACAUUCCCGAGCAGGACAGCGGCGCAUUGACCCUGAUCCAUCUCUCUUUCAGCGAGUUCCUUCUGAGCGAUCAGUGUCCAUCCGACUUUCGAGUAUAUCCAGAAGAGGUCCAUGGUCGAAUUUUGGAAAAGUGUAUCGAUUUGAUGGGGACUGGUCUUUAUCAGGAUAUGUGCGACCUUCAACAUCCGGGCGGCCGUAUCGAAGCCCUUGCACCCUCGGUUGUCGACAGGUGUAUUCCGCAGUACUUGCAGUAUUGCUGCCAUCACUGGAUUGACCAUCUGGGAAGUUUGACCGAGGAGAGACGCAAUGUCUUUCUAGAGAAUGAUGGAUUCAUCCACCAGUUCCUGCGAGAGAAGUUCCUAAUUUGGCUCGAGGCACUCAGCCUGCUGAGACAGAUACAUGUGGCUAUUCUGGCCAUGAGUCGCCUCCAGAAAAUGACAGAGAAGGCCGACUGUCCUGACCUCCAUGUGCUUGUCGAAGAUGCAAUGCCUUUCCUACGCGAGAACAGUUGGAUUAUCGAAAGGGCUCCAAUGCAAAUUUACGUGUCUGCACUUCUCUUCAGCCCCGGGAAAAGCAUCAUACGCAAACAAUUUUCGCAGUUUAUGCCUCGGUGGAUCCAAGUUGUAAGCCCACCGAGACUGAUUUGGAACCCAGAGCUGUUAAUUUUGGGAGGCUCAGAAAAGAGCCACUUGAGCUUCGCCUUUUCCCCUGAUAACACGGUCCUUGCAUCAGCGGGAUACACCGGACCCGUAAAGCUAUGGGAUGUUGCUACAGGAAUCGAACUGCAGAGACUCGAGUUUCGUGAAUCCAUUUGUUGCAUGGCGUUCUCGGAAGAUGGCAAACAGAUUGCGCUUGGAGGGUUGGGUGAAUUCCUUUGUGUUUGGGAGCCUGGCUCAAAUCUCAUGGUAGAACUCAAAGGAGCCGAAUUCCGUCAUCACCAGCACUCGAUCGCGAUUAGUCCCAAAGGCGACAUGAUCGCAGCAACAGCUAAGGAUGGUGAUGACCGUAUUGGAUUAUGGUUAGCUAUAGACGGCUCUCAGAAACUCAAGCGCGACCUCAGCGGCACACCUCGCGCAAUACAGUUCGCGCCCGGCGGGCAGAUGUUGGCCAUCGUGGUCGAAAUAGGCUACUACAGAUAUUCCAUCCAAAUGUGGGACGUUGCUACGGAUGAGUUGAAAGACCUGCAUGUCGGUACGGACAAGAUCUGGGAUGUUGGAUUCUUGGAUCAAGGGAAGACUUUGGCUUCAGCAAUCAACGGGACUGUUGUGCAUUGGGAUACUGAAACCUGGCAAGAGUCUUUCCGAUUCUCUCUGGUCCCCCAAGACGAGUUUGAUGAUCUCAGGUCAGUUGCUUUCUCGCCAAAUGGUGCACAAUAUAUUGCUGCUCAGACCAGCGGAAAGCCCGUCCGACUACGCCUGAGUACAAGCGGGAAAGAGGUUGGUCGCUUCCACGUCGCCAACGGCUCUAAACAGUUGUCUCUUUCUUCAGAUGGCCGAUAUAUGGCCUCAAUAAUCCCAGCUCAGUUCCCAAGGCCAGCGUGGGAGACUCUAAUUCAUCUGUGGACUGUGACACUCGACACAGCUUCCGGGGACAUUAGUGACCAGGAGGUGCCACUGGAAAGCCAUUUCGACUCUGUCUAUGGCCGCCUUGAGUUUAUCUCUGGAGCCGACGAUCUACUUCUCGUUGAAGGAGGGGUCGAGAGUGAGCUCUGGAAGUGGAAUACGGGUGGUGACGUGUCCAAACGAGUCGUGCCACGCACACAUUCAUUCUCCCCAAAUGGCCGGUUCUUGGCGACCUGGACUGAACAUCGAGUCCAGUUCUGGGGCGCUACAAUGGAAGGACAGCCAUUCAAAGAAUUCGAGAUGCCGAUUAAUCACAACGUUUGGCAUAAUGCCGUUUUUUCGACAAACGCCGACUUGGUUGCCAUAGUUGGUUCAUCCCAGACUUCGAUUUUCGAGACGGGGACAUGGCAGAGUGUGUCCCUCUUGCAGGGGGACGUCUCCGAGCUUGUCUUCUCUCCUUUGAAGGACCGAGUGGCCUGGUAUUCAGAAAUAAGUCAAACCAUUCACGUAUGGGACAUUUCCAAAGGGGCUCAUCUUUUUGAGGGGAUAAAGGUCCAAAACCCGAUAUGCGAGAUUUUCUUUUCUCCGAAUGGCGAACUCGUUUUAUACGUUUCAAACCUAAAUCUGCAUGAACGUCGGGUACACAUCGUUAGAGUGCUAACAGGACAAGAAUCUUCUGCUUUCGACAUCACAAUGUGGCAGAUUACUGAACGGGCACCGGUCAGGUUUGCUGAAGAUAGUGAGUCGGUUGCGGCCUUUGGAUACAGAGAUUCCUAUGACUCAUGGGAAUACAUCAUCCGGAACACUUCCGAUGGGCAGCCGAUUGGGUCUCUGAAGCUAGAUAGUGAGCAUAUGGUCUAUGGAACGAAAGCGGCUAUCUCGCCUACUCAGAUCUUGGGACUCUGCGUCAGUUACCGGUCCAGGGAUGAGAUGCAGUUUUGGAAUUCCAAAGGGGAGAAACUGGCGGCACUUGAUUGCCAGUUGCCGGGCGACGAGCUUCGAUUUUCCAACGACGGCGCCCACAUUGAAUCUCAAGUCGGAAAUCUACUUGUUCCUCGGUGGUCACUACAAGAUACAGACGCGUCACAGUCAACACAGCAAGAGAUACCCCACGAGUGUGUCCUUGCCCAUCAAAGGUGGAUCACUUGGGGUUGGGACAAUAUUCUCUAUCUACCCCCGGGCUAUCAGACUUUGAGGGUGACGAUCAAGGGGAAAAAGGUUGCCUUCAAGACAGACAAGCAUGGUGUUGUUUUGAUGGAACUUGAUCUAACCAGGCUUUCUAUCAGAGAGCGAUGGACAAAGCUAAGAAUGGAGGAAUAA